Messenger RNA from Aspergillus udagawae, 1293 nucleotides. RefSeq lists its product as uncharacterized. The transcript is spliced from 3 exons. NCBI's taxonomy places the organism in Eukaryota, Fungi, Ascomycota, Eurotiomycetes, Eurotiales, Aspergillaceae. Bases 1 to 1293 code for a protein of 430 amino acids. The record is from RefSeq and is a predicted model, not a curated record.
AUGAGACCACUGCAGCGGAUUGCCAUCAUUCUCACCUGUUUGUUCCUUGUAUUUCUGGUUCUAAGGCUUCGAAUCGGAGGAAUUACCCCUGGCAGCCCCGCGACUCAAUCUUUUCCUCGAGUGAACGGGUCACAGCAGCAUUCAUUCAGCAAUCUGUCAUUGUCUCACGCCCAAUGUGUGGCCGCUUUUCCUGGUCUAUUCAGCGAAAUCGAGGAUGCUGUUUCUCGCGGACCUUUCACUCUCACAUGGUCACGACUAGGAGAGCCCUUGCAGGGAAGCGUCAAGGACAAUCAGUUGUACAUCUUAAACUGGCAGAAGAAGGCAUUUCUAUCAGAGCAGAUGCUCAAUGAACGGACAGCAGCUCUGAACCAGCUCUACCGCGCAAUCAUCACUUCCCCAGAGCCGCUGCCAGACACUCUUUUCGUCUUGAAUAUCCAGGAUCGGCCGAUAGCACAAUCAUGGUCAUACGCGCGUCCAGCCGAUCCCGCAGCCACCAAGGCCGGGGACUUCCCCAUGCCGCACUUUGCCUUUUGGGCAUGGCCGCUUAAGUAUAUCGGAUCCAUGGAUCGGGCACUAAUCGCGAUCGCCGAGAUCGAAGCAAAUUGUACAUUCCACGCUAAGAUUCCACAAGCUGUCUGGCGCGGCACACCUUGGUUCAACGACGUGCAAAAUCACGAUCUCCGCAAGCGACUAAUUCAGGUCACCACGGGGAAACCGUGGGCGGACGUACAAGCCUUGGAAUGGGAAACCAACGGCGAGACGGCCAGGAACGGGCUGGCCAUUGAGGACUUCUGUCGGUACAAGUACAUCAUUUACACAGAGGGGGUAACCUACUCUGGACGGCUGCCCUUCCAUCAGGCUUGCCGCUCCAUCAUUCUCACGCCGCCCAUGGCAUGGAUGCUGCACACCACACAUCUCGUGCGACCAGUCUUUUCGAGCACAUUAUUGCAGACAGAGCCCAGACUGGGACCUCCGCAUCAGUCGGAUCGCAUCAAGCGAGCCUGGCCAACUGAUCUUGACGCCGGGGAUGCCAAUCUGGUGAUGGUCUCACCAGACUGGUCCGAUCUCGAGGCUACCAUCGCAUGGUUGGAGGAUCAUCCGAUAAUAGCGCAGGGCAUCGCUAAUCGACAGCGUGAGUUGUUUUAUGACGGAGGAUAUCUUAGCCCUGCCGCCGAGACGUGCUACUGGAGAGCAUUGAUCAGGGGCUGGAGCAAGGUUGUUGAGCCCGAGGGUAGGGAGUGGACUGAACACAAGGGCGUCAGAUGGGAGCUCUUUAGUCUUGGAGGAUUCUAA